Messenger RNA from Anoplophora glabripennis (Asian longhorned beetle), 1591 nucleotides. RefSeq names its product beta-ureidopropionase. The transcript is spliced from 9 exons. Gene Ontology annotation, molecular function: beta-ureidopropionase activity. Lineage: Eukaryota; Metazoa; Arthropoda; Insecta; Coleoptera; Cerambycidae. Bases 305 to 1462 code for a protein of 385 amino acids. The record is from RefSeq and is a predicted model, not a curated record.
UAUUUAGUAUUUUUAUUAUACCAUUACCAUUAUCAAAACACACUUUGUCAAGGUUUAUCUAAACAGAAAGAUAUCAGCAGAAUAUCAGGAAUUAUGUCGUAAAUAUUUAAACAAUUUAAAAGAAUAUUUUUGAGGAAAUUUAAUUCAAUAUAAUUAUUUAUAAAUAUUCAACAAACCCAUAUACCACUUAUUAAAUUCAACAAAUUCAACAGGCCUCUAUUACUGAGCUGAAGAAAUAAUUUAUAAUAAUAAUAAUAAAUAUAUAAGUAUAGCAAUUUCACUAUAUUAUUAAACAUAAUUUAAUAUGUCUGACAUUAAAGAAUUUCGAAGCAUUGAAGAUAUUUUGAAACAACUGCCCAAAGAUGAUUAUGAAAAAGUUCAUAAUGUACUUUAUGGACAAGAAACACGUGAAAUAAGUGUGCCCGAAGAAGUAAGCAAACUAGCGUCCCUUUAUAAAAUUAAUGUGGUAUCGAGUGGAUUCAAGUGUAAAGAGGAGCAGUUGAGAGCUCCGAGAAAAGUUAGAGUGGGACUAUUCCAGCACGAACACCCUGUUCCUACGUCCACUCCUAUUAAAGAGACCCGCGAUGCAAUGUUUAAGCUGGCUAAGGAAGCCAUUGAAGUCGCAUUUAAGGGAGGUGUAAAUAUCUUCUGCUUUCAGGAGGCAUGGAAUAUGCCAUUUGCGUUUUGUACCAGAGAGAAGAUUCCAUGGUGCGAAUACGCAGAAAGUGCAGAACAGGGACCUACUACAUUAUAUUUAGCAGAGUUGGCCAAGCAAUAUAAUAUGGUAAUAAUUUCUCCAAUUUUGGAAAGAGACCAAACACAUUGCGAGACUAUUUGGAAUACCGCAGUUGUCAUAGACAAUCACGGAGACUACUUAGGAAAACACAGGAAAAAUCACAUACCGAGGGUUGGUGACUUUAACGAAUCUACUUACUAUUUCGAAGGGAACACUGGACACCCAGUAUUUGAGACGGAAUUUGGAAAAAUAGCAAUUAAUAUCUGCUACGGAAGACACCACCCUCUAAAUUGGUUGGCUUUUGGCAUCAACGGAGCCGAAAUCGUGUUCAAUCCGUCUGCUACCGUUGGAGAACUGAGCGAGCCUCUGUGGGGUAUCGAGGCAAGAAAUGCUGCUAUAGCAAACGGAUAUUUUACGUGUGCGAUUAAUAGGGUCGGAACUGAAAUCUUCGAGCACGAAUUUACGUCUGGCAAUGGCAAGCCGGCACACAAAGAUUUUGGUCAUUUUUAUGGUUCUAGUUAUGUAGCUGCACCCAACGGUUCUAGAUCACCGGGGUUACCAAGAACCACAAACGGUUUACUAAUAGCGGAAUUGGACCUAAAUUUGUGCCGACAAGUAAAAGACCAUUGGGGAUUCCAGAUGACGCAAAGGCUCGACAUGUAUGCAGAUUUCUUACGUUUGGCUAUUUCGCCGGAAUUUGUACCUCAAGUUAUAAAGAAAAAGUAAAGCAAGUUGUAAACGGAAACUACGGGAAUGCAGGAAACGAAAUUAUAGAAAAAUAUAAUUUUAAAUUAAGGAAAAAUAUUUAACGUACAUAAAUUAAACAUUAUUAAUAAUCAGUUUACUUUACAGCAA